Eimeria mitis is the source of this 642-nucleotide messenger RNA. RefSeq lists its product as uncharacterized. The coding region runs from base 1 to 642 and encodes 213 amino acids. Gene Ontology annotation, cellular component: membrane. NCBI's taxonomy places the organism in Eukaryota, Apicomplexa, Conoidasida, Eucoccidiorida, Eimeriidae. The transcript has 6 exons. Gene Ontology annotation, biological process: transmembrane transport. Gene Ontology annotation, molecular function: ATP binding; ABC-type transporter activity. The record is from RefSeq and is a predicted model, not a curated record.
AUGCUGGGUCAGGUGUUUGACUGUGCGGCUGUUCUGGCUGCGAAGGGGGCCCCCAAGGAGGGGGGCCCCCAGGACAAGGGCCCCGCACUACAGGGGGCCUCAGAUCUUUUCUUGAUUGCUGGGGGCCCCCGGGGGGGCCCCCAGGGGGCCCCACAGAAAUCCAACUCCCUGCUGCCGCUGGUGCUGCGCACAGCUGCUGCUGCUGCUGUUGAAGUUUUAGGGUCUGUCACGCGGGACGCGCUGUUCACUUGCGCUCGAUGGCGACUAGUGGUGGCGAUGCAGAAGCGGCUGUUUGCCUCUUUGCUGCGGAGACCUUUUUUUUUGGGGGUUUCCGGGUGUAUGAGCAAUGGCAAGCAAGUGGUAACAAGCGGAGCACAGAAGCUGCUGUCUGCUGUAGUGAAUGCUUCUGUGGGGGCUUUUCUUAUGUUUCGGCUGUCUCCGCAAAUGACUGCGCUCGGCAUGCUGGCGGUGCCCUGCGUGUUGAUGGGUACUGGGGGCGCGGCGCGCGCCAUUGGGCUGCUGCAGAACGACCUGCUGGCAAACAUAUCUUCGAUAGCUACAGAGGUGCUGGCGAAUAUCUACACCGUCAAGGCAAACGCUGCAGAGGCCAUUGAACUUCAGUUGCAUGCAUGCGUUUCGUAG